UCACGGGCACAACCUACGCGUUUUGCUCACGAGGUAAAUUGCACCGUGCGUUCCCUCGCACGUCCGGCGAUGGAUCUGACGCUCCGCGGGUUCGCUCCUCGCGUCUGAGCAAAGACAAAAUUUAAAAAUUUAAAAUCCGGUCACCUAUUCGCAUCAUCAUCAUCGCCAUCGUCAGAUCCAGCGGGGGCAAGAGAGGAGAGGAGGAAGAUGGGGUGCUGCUCGGCGCGGUGCACGCUGAUCCUGCUGUGUUGUGUGCAGCUGAUCACGGCCCUGGAGAGGCAGGUGUUUGACUUCCUCGGCUACCAGUGGGCUCCCAUCAUGAUCAACUUCUUUCACAUCAUCGUGGUCAUCCUGGGCCUGUUCGGUGCAAUCCAGUACAGAUCACACUACGUUAUAAUGUACCUGCUGUGGACGUUGCUGUGGCUUGGCUGGAAUGCCUUUGUGUGCUGUCUCUACUUGGAUUUGGGAGGGCUUUCAAAGGACAGUGAUAUUCUCUCCCUCGGAGUGUCGUCACAUCGCUCCUGGUGGAAGGACAACGGGCCGGGGUGUGUCAGCGAGGGCCUCCCCUCCACCGGGUGGCACAACCGGCCAAACCCUGAGCUGACCACAGUGCUGAGCUGCUGGCUGGAAUACCAGUACAUAGAAAUCCUGCACUGCGCCGUCCAGCUCCUCAUUUCACUCCUGGGAUUUGUUUACGCCUGCUAUGUUGUAAGCACUUUUUCAGAUGCGGAUGAAAGCUUUAAUUUCACUGGUGAAUUUCAUCAUCCAUCCAAACCCUCUCAGUUGCUCUUCUAGUGUAAAGACUUGAUGGAUUAUAAAUAACCACAAAAAGAAAGUGGUUGGGAAAAGCUGAGAAGGAACCAGGCAACCAAACAACUCUGAAGACUGUCAUCGUGUAUCAACUUAUAAAACAUCUGUCGCAGAUGCUGAACCUCACUGUGCUGUACACACUGUCCAGAGUCAAGAGGGGAUUUUCCAGUAUAUCACUGUAGAAAAGGCAUAGACUUAUUUAUAAUGUGUUUUUACUCAAGCUUCAAGUGCCAUAAAUCUAAAAUAAAAGUCUACCUGUGUGUGUGUGUGUGUGUGUGUGUGUGUGUGUGUGUGUGUGUGUGUGUGAGAGAGAGAGUGUGUAAAUCACUGGAUAUUAAGCACUCAAGUACACCUAUUUUAAAGAAAAUUUGUGAUUUUAAAU
Messenger RNA from Xiphias gladius (swordfish), 1192 nucleotides. It is a transcript of the gene nkain5, whose product is annotated as sodium/potassium transporting ATPase interacting 5. The coding region runs from base 208 to 795 and encodes 195 amino acids. NCBI's taxonomy places the organism in Eukaryota, Metazoa, Chordata, Actinopteri, Istiophoriformes, Xiphiidae. Gene Ontology annotation, biological process: regulation of sodium ion transport. The record is from RefSeq and is a predicted model, not a curated record. The transcript has 7 exons.